AGUGAAUAUUGUAUAAACGAUAUAAAUAUUAAAUUAUACAUCAAGAAACUAACAACAUUUUUAGAGCGUAUUGAUUGUUAAAAAUUUCUACCCAUAUUAAUAAUGGUUUAAGAUGGUGAUCUAAGAAAUAGAGAAUUUAGUCUUUUUACUCUUCAUUAUAGAAAAUCAAGGUCAAAAUUCAAAAAUUUUAAAAAACGAAAUUUACCAUUGGAAAGAGCAUGAAAAAACCAUCCAGAAAUCAUCAAAGGACAGUAUAGAUAAGAAUUGACAUUACUUUCUAAAUAUAGUAAAAAAAUGUCAUAUGUAAAGGAUAAAUCAGUGAGUCUUAUGAGUAGAUUUCGAAACGCCGUGAAGUCAAAAAAUAGUGCUCGUAUAAAUAAGAUACUUUCUGAACAAUACAUUUUGGAGAAUGCUAACCGUUUUUUUAGUACAUUUCUUCAUUUCGUAGCUGAAAAUGGCACAGUCGAAACUGCUAAUCAAUUAUUAAAAAUUGGAUUAAGUAUUCACACUCGAAAUGAAGAUGGAAAAACUCCGAUUUUCUAUGCCUUUCAAAAUUCUUUGGAAAUGAUUAAACUUCUUUUUGAUGAUAAAACAAUCAUUGAUUCUAAUUUACUUGUUCACGCUUUAUAUUUUGGAACAGAAGAAAUUAUGCGAUUGCUAUUAAAAAAUGAAUUAAAAUCUGUUUUCGAAUUUUCAAAUAACUCAGUACAAGAUGAAAUUUCCAUUGGCACUAACACUGAACAUCAAGAGGGAAAAAUACUCAAAGAAUGGGAGAAUACGGAAAAUCUAAUAAAAUUUCUUUUACAAAAUAAGAAAUAUUUAAUGCCAAAGGGAAAGUAUUAUGCGCUAUUACUUUUUUUUGCAGCAAAAAUUGAUGAAGAAAAUAUUUUUCAAUUAAUAUUAAAUGAUUGUCAUAAACAUUUAACAUAUAAAAGAAAGAAAAAUAAAAAGGAAAUUCAUCCUGAAGCCGUGGAUAUUCAAAAUGAUAAGGGUGAAACAGCGCUACAUUAUGCAGUUAGUCAACAACAUAUUGAUGCUGUAAAAUUUCUAUUGAAGAAAGGAGCAAAUAAAAAUUGUCAAAGUAAAAUUAAAUACACACCACUUCAUUAUGCUGCGCGUAUUGAAAAUAAGGAGAUUUGUGAAAUUCUCAUUAAUUCUGGAGCUAGUGUUAAUACAAAUAAUGAUGGUCGAAAUAAUCCUCUGCAUUUAGUUAGUGGAUAUUUUAUAGGAAAAUAUUUUCACGGUUUUGACGAAUUAACAAUCAAUGUAUUUCGUCGUUUUAGAGGGAAAACUGCAUUUAAUAAAGAAAUUAUGAUGUUACUACUUAAUCACGGAGCGAAUCCAGAUAUGCGAGGCAUUAAUGGUAUGCCCCUUUUUAUUCAAGCUUGUAAACGUAAAUGUAUUGAGGAGAUGAAAAUUCUUUUGAAAUUUGGUGCGAAUAUUCAAAUUGCUGACAAUGAUGGAAAUACAGCACUUCAUCAUGCAACUAUUAAUUCCUCGAUAAAAUCUUCAAUUCCAAUUAUUGAUUUCCUACUGAAAAAUGGUCUCGAGAUUGAUGUCAAAAAUAAUGAUGAAAAUACUCCUCUUAUGUUCUUGGUAGAGAAUAUGUAUCAACUUAAUAUGAAAUUGAUUGAAUAUUUUGUAUAUCAUGGAUCGAGUCUUAAUGCUAAAAAUAUAGGUGGCAAUACUAUAUUCGAUAUUGCUUUGAUGCAUCAUAGAUAUGGCAUUGCUCUGACUUUGUUAGAAUUAAAAGGGGACAGAGAAUUAAAUUGUGAUUCGGAUCCUGAAAAAAUACAUGCAUUAAGCAAGCAUUGUUAUGGUUUAUAUGACCAUCCGACAUUUACGAUCUCCAGAAAUAGAGAAAAUUCAGUUUUAAUUUCUUAUAUUGCGUUGAAAAGAAUUAAUGUAAACGAUUAUUUUACUUGCUGCUUGAAUUCCUGGUAUGGAAGAGAAACAUGGAUGUUUGACAAUACGAAACUUGAGCUGGAGAAAUUAAAAUCGCGAAAAAUUUUGAACGAAGUAGGAACAUAUUAUUCGUAUUAUGAUUUUUUGGUACGAGAUUUGACAACUGCAAUAAGAAUUAUUAAAAAUCCUACAAUGAAAGAAGAGUUAUCUAAUUUUAACAAUUUUCGUGAUCUUCCUUUUUGUAAACAAUUAUUUCAGCAUCGAGUUGAAUUGGCUAAUGAUUUAGAAGAUUAUUUAGAUAAAAUUGUUAAUUUCUUUUUAAAUUACAGAAAAAUGAAUUUACCAAUUCUUGUUAUUGAUAUGAUUCUCAGUUAUUUUUCUUAUCGAGAUUUAACAUUUUUUGGAAUAAUUUUAUCCGAAAUAAAAAAUUAAAUAUUCAAUGAAAAUUUUGUCUUUAAAAGUUUUGUUUAAACAUACUUUACAAAAUUGAUUCUAUGAAGAAUGAGAUUUUUUUUUCAAUUAUUGUUAAUUAAACCUGAAAUUAAGAAAUUUA
Leptopilina boulardi is the source of this 2458-nucleotide messenger RNA. Its product is annotated as putative ankyrin repeat protein RF_0381. Bases 295 to 2337 code for a protein of 680 amino acids. Gene Ontology annotation, molecular function: protein binding. The transcript has 3 exons. The record is from RefSeq and is a predicted model, not a curated record. NCBI's taxonomy places the organism in Eukaryota, Metazoa, Arthropoda, Insecta, Hymenoptera, Figitidae.